AGAACCUGUCAAAACCGCUGUCAUUCCCCGAAAAGUCCGCUUGUGGUGGGUGCAAAAUUUUGCAAUGUUUUCGCAAUUUGUGGACAUUUUCUCGUAAAUUCGGUGUGUUUUCGGUGCAAUUGUGGAACGUUUCGCGGUGCAAAUCGAAAUCCGUUGGAUAAAGUGUUGAAUCCGUGGGGCACGGUGGUGUAAAUUUGUGGGGAGAACCCUAGCCCGUCGUCGAAAUCAACAAGCCGCCUUAUUUUCGCGGCGUCUUAAUGGCGUAAACAAAAAAAAGCGCAUCCCGAAGAGAGAAAAAAUGGAUCAAUAUCCGUACAGCAUCCCAACGGGAUUCCAGCCGUAUGCGGGGAAUGCCUCUGAAAAAUCUACUGACGUACCGAUCGGAAGCGCCGUUCCCGGUCAAAAUCCGUACUUUGCUCAUAGCAGUGCAGCCGAAGUGCCGCCCUUUGGAUAUGUUCCACCCGUAGCGGGAGCGGCACAGGAGCAUCACCAGCAACAGCAACUAAUUCAACCUAAUUCCACACCGAUUCCUGCGGUCCAUGUUAACGGGUUGAUGCCUACUGGUGGGCCCACCGUAUUCAAUGCGUUUAACAACCCAGCGGCAUACGGCGGUCAGUUUCCGGCAACAGCCGGCGCAGCGGCGAUGCCUCACAUGGCUGGAAUUGAGGGAAUAUAUAAUCAGCCUAACUUCAAUGCGCAAGUAACCACUAAUAAUCCGGCUGUUCUUUACCCACCGGUACCGAUGGUGGUCAACCCUACAGUUUCGGAUAACCCAGUGGACACUGUUGAGUCUAGUGUGAUUGACACUGUAGUAGCGCCAGAACCUUUGAAUGUGGUGCAAGAUACUAAUGCUGAGACAACGACGAAUGAGGAACCAUUGUCAGAACAGCGUGAAACAGGUCAGGAGGUUGUGCAAGAAUCUAAUCGAGAGUCAACCCAACAAGCGGAACCUACUGUUACAGAAUCGACUGCUACAGUACCGACGGAUGAGAAUUUGUCCAAACCUUCCGAAGAACCUUCGCAGACAUCACUCAACGCAGAUGCAAACGAACCAUCGGGCAUCGAAAAUGACCUCCCCACGUCGAAUGAAGUAUCAGAGGCAUCUCAUGAACAGCUCGCUGAAACAUCCGAAGAGCCUGUAGAUACGCAAAAGUCCAGAAGUCCAAGCCGAUCGCGCAGUCUGAGUGCUUCAACGGAAGAGGUCUCCGCCGUAUCAUCCGUCAGGAAGAAGCGACGGCGAAUCAUGACGCUCAACGACGAUGAAGAUGACAGUGAAGAUGAAGAUAUUAGCAAUCGGAUGGAGUUGCUCCGAUCGCCGGAACCUGAAUCGGCGACGGUGGGAAACGAUGCUGAUGAGUCAGCCGGCGAGAAAAAGCGACGUCACAGCAUCGACAGGGAUGGUUUAGGAGACAGCGAGAGAGAGGAUGAUGAUGAUCGUCCAAAGUCGUCUGCGUCUGGUGCUGCGUCCAUUUUCCAGAAUGUGGUUAUGAUUCCAGCGGGUGGUGAUUCGGAAGCGCAUAAGCGUAAGAAGAUACGAGUGCUAGACAGUGACGACGAUGAGGACGAUCAGAAGGCGCUCGUCAGUGUGGAUGAUAUCGGGUUGACUGGAGAAGGUGCGGACGAUUUGAAUCCGGGUGGUUUGCUGGUGGAUGAGAACGCUGAGAAUGACGAUCUUGGCACGGUGGAUGGGAUCGAGUUGGAUCAGAUGGAGCAAAUUGUGGCAAUGGAUGCACCGAUAAUCGAUCCAAGCGAGCUGGCGAAUGAAGACGACGAUGAAGAUGAGCCGGAUGGUGGUGAGAAUGAGAAGGAGACAAGCGAUCGAGAAGAGAAUGGCGGCAGUGAGGGUGAGGGAGCUGAACAGGAAGAUGAAGAACUUGGCGAAGAAGAAGAGGUUGUUGAAGAAGGUGUGGAAAUGAUAGCAGCUGAAGAUGACGAUGGUGAAGCAAUCGGAAUAGCAACAGACGACGAGCAGGAACUCGAAGAAAAUGUAGAACCAGAGGCGGCUUCAGAUGCGGAAGGAUCAGAGGUGGCAGCAUCGGAAGCGGCUGGUUCGGAGAGAAGUGAAGUAGAUAACAAUCGAGGGAGUGACGCAGAGGAAGAUCAAGCAUCAGACGUAGAACGAUCAGAAGCAGAGGAGCAAAGUGAAAAUGAACGACGGGAAAGCGAGUCCGAGAAGGGAGAUAAAGACGAAAGCGAGGAAGAAGAGGGACAGAAUGACCAAAGUGAAACCAGAUCUACGUCAAGUCCCGUUGAGCAGGAGAAGGAUUCGAGUUCCGAGAAAAAGCGCAAAGACAAAGAUCAGGCCAAAAAGUCCGAUAGUGACGAGGACGACGAUGUGGUUUGCCAGAAUGUUGAAGUGAACACUAUUUCGUUGCUUACAGACGAAGAAGAUGAUAAUAUGACUCCGUUGCCGCCACCCAAGAAAGAGCUCCCGGUCGUGAGGAUUGUCAACAUCAAAAAAGAACUGCUGGAUGAACGAUUUGCGCGGAGAGACUCUGCGGCGUCACGGAUGGAUGCAGCCACAUCUUAUCAACAUCAGCACUAUCUCAAGAGGCAACAACAGUUGGCGCAGAAGAAGCGGGAGAAACAGAAGAAAAGGAGCGAAAGGACGUUCGAUAAUAACAACCCGUUCGGUCCUUGGAGCAGCUCGUCCAGCGACGAUGAGUUCAUUCCGAAUGAUAUCUAUUUCGGUACACCAGAUCGAGUAUUCACGGCCAGCACAAAAGUUCGAUGCCAGCGUCAGAAAAUAAUAAACGAUCGCUACUCGAAACAGGGCAAAACUUCGAGUCGACCCUACAAGAGGAAAUACGGGGAAGAGCCCGAUGCAGAACAACGACGGAAACAGAAGCAAAAGCUCGAGGAGAUUUCCCGACUGAAUCUGCCCACGUACCAGCAGCAACAACUACAAACCCUGGUAAAGAAGAAGAAAAAGAAUAGACCGGACCGGUUCUAUGACAAAUCGCAGGACAUUCCCAACGAUAUCUAUUUUGGAAAUGUGAAUGUUCCCCUGCAUAUUCUGCAUGCCUUCGGCGAUAGUUCUUCGGACGACGAACGACGAGGGGGAAAUGUCUGGCGAUCGACACAACCCAACCGUGGAAGCUCCUCCACCAGCAGUAGGGGUGCAAAGCAUCAAUCGAGUAGCAAGAGUUACAAGAAAGCUUCCUCAUCUUCCACUCAUAGAUCGCCACACAGUCCCAGCAAUGACCGAUCCAUACAAGCGAUGAAGGAAUAUUUGAAAAUCGCCGGGUUCAAGAACGUAAAGUUCCACAAACUGUGGGAAGGUUGCAAAUCGAAUCAGGAACGGGCCAACGCCAUUCUUCGUCUGAUGCAGGAAAAGGGACUGGAAGGGGAACCUACCAUAGCCAAGUGCCGGGAGCUACGCAAGCAGCUUCAAAUGGAACGUGAGGUGCAAGUGCUAGACACCAGUUUAAUCAUCGAUUCGAAUGAAGGUCGAACCACACGAAGGAGUGCGAGGCACCAACAAAACCAGAUAUCCCCUGGUUUGCCUAUAGAUCCUAAUGCACCCUCGACGUCGGGUCUUUCGCAGCCUCCCGCCAACGUUCCGCCGGAAAGUUUAGAAACAUUAAAUCGUAUCCGGAACGUGAUCGAUCCGGAUUCCGAAGGGGAAGAGUAAUUCCCCACAUAUAAUAGAUAGCUGCAGAUCCCGAGUUCUCUACUCGGAGGCCAUACAAAUUUUAUCUUUGUUAUAACACCGAUCAAGUCAACAAUGGUAGCGAUUCAAUUGUAAUUAUUUCAAAUGUUUUGCAGGACAUCAGUAUCUCCAGAUCAACACAAUAUUUUAUGUUUUCUCAUGGAGAACACACUAAGGAAAGAUUUUAUUUCAAUAGAAUUCAUAUUAUUUUUUUUACAGUGAUGCACAGGCAUAUUAUUUUCACAAACACUAUUCAAAGUAUAGUCCCUAGAAUACUUUAAUAAACUAGCACUAGAUGAUAAGAGAAAAUUGUACAUGCUUAGAAUGCAUUGUGAAAUCAAAAGUCACUCUCAUUAGAAUAGGUAAUAAAGCAAGUCAGAGGAUAACAAAUUUUACAGCAACAAAUAAUAAUAGAUGUACUAUAGCUUGGAAUGGUCGAUACCCUGAAUAAAUAUUAGCUUUUUGAAAUGUGUAGA
Aedes albopictus (Asian tiger mosquito) is the source of this 4128-nucleotide messenger RNA. RefSeq lists its product as uncharacterized. NCBI's taxonomy places the organism in Eukaryota, Metazoa, Arthropoda, Insecta, Diptera, Culicidae. Gene Ontology annotation, cellular component: nucleus. The record is from RefSeq and is a predicted model, not a curated record. Bases 299 to 3634 code for a protein of 1111 amino acids. The transcript has 6 exons.